Molecule: messenger RNA, 2001 nt
Organism: Sungouiella intermedia
Lineage: Eukaryota; Fungi; Ascomycota; Pichiomycetes; Serinales; Metschnikowiaceae
Source: the annotation of a GenBank genome assembly
AUGUCCAAAAAACCGUCUCGAAGUCAUCAUGCCCUAUCUUUAACCGGAGGAACUGCUGCCUCUAAACUUGUGUUUGUGUUCUCACAAAUUACCCGCUUGGUGCAUGCCAUGCCUGUCGGGUCCGUCCAUUCUUCGAAGAAACCUGAACAUUUGACCACCGAAGAAUUCUACAUCAAUUUAUUCACGUCUGCGUUUCUUGUGCUUGCCGGUGGUGUUUUCGCCGGUCUUACCUUGGGUCUUAUGGGUCAGGAUGAGGUUUACUUGAAGGUUAUUGCUCAUUCAGGCGAGCCUCAGGAGAGAAAGUACGCUCGCAAGGUCUUGAGACUUAUUGGUCGUGGUAAGCACUGGGUGCUUGUCACACUUUUGCUCUCCAAUGUCAUAACCAAUGAGACGUUGCCCAUUGUUCUUGAUCGUUGUUUAGGAGGUGGAUGGCCAGCUGUGGUGACUUCUACGGCGUCCAUUGUGAUUUUCGGAGAAAUCAUUCCCCAGUCCAUCUGCGUGAGAUAUGGCUUGCAAGUCGGUGCCAUUUUCGCUCCUUUCGUGUUGGUUUUGAUGUACAUCAUGUACCCGGUGGCUUACCCAUGUGCCAUGCUCUUGGACCAUAUUUUGGGUGAGGACCAUGGUACCGUAUACAAGAAGUCUGGAUUGAAGACCUUGGUCACUUUGCACAAGACCAUGGGUGUGGAGAGAUUGAAUCAAGACGAGGUCACCAUUAUUUCUGCCGUUUUGGACUUGAAGGAGAAGUCCGUUUCCCAUAUCAUGACACCAAUGGAUAGAGUUUACACAAUGUCGUCUGAUCUGAUAUUGGACGAGAAAACCGUGGAAGAGAUCUUUAACGCAGGCUUUUCUCGUAUCCCCAUUCAUUUGCCAAACGAGCCCCUUAAUUUUAUUGGUAUGCUUCUCGUACGUGUGUUGAUUAGUUACGACCCUGAAGACGCAUUGCCUGUCGCACUGUUCCCAUUGGCUACUUUACCAGAAACUUCCGCAGAUACCUCGUGUUUAAACAUCUUGAACUACUUUCAGGAGGGUAAGUCCCAUAUGAUUGUGGUGAGUGAAACUCCUGGCGAGCCUACUGGAGCAUUGGGUGUUCUUACUUUGGAAGAUGUCAUCGAAGAAUUGAUUGGUGAAGAGAUCGUGGACGAGUCGGAUGUCUACAUCGAUAUCAACAACAAUAUCAAGAGAAAACACCCGGGUCCCCUUCUGAAGCGCAACUUGACCGCGUACUUGCAUAAUCUCUAUCAACAAUCGGCCAAUAAUUCCAAGAGAAACUCCAUCGACAGUUCUGCACCCACUGGAGGCACUAGUGCUCCUUCUGGAGGUGCUGUGAUUAUCGGUCAGAAGCCACUUAUAAAGCCAGCACAUCACGAUUCGUCUCCAAAUAGAACCAAGGGCAUGGGACUGCCGUUCCUUGCACCUUUGAACCCUGCUGCCAACCCAUUGGAAACGUCAAAGUCAUUUGUUACCAUCAAGAGACCAACUCCCGCAGACAUUGCUGCACGGGCACACCUUUCUACAAGUGCUGACCGUGGGGGAUCGAUUCCUCAAGUUGGAACCGAGGAAGGAGUCUAUCCUACUGAGGACGCCGCCUUGGAGGAGGGGAGACAAAUGCUCUCGGACGACAACCUGAAUGGAGCCCAUAGCCAUAGUAAACUGCCGCACAGUGAUUCUUCCAGAGGGGUGGAAACCGAUGUUACCGAGAUCAAUGGAAAUGGAAACGGCAGCAACAGCAACGGUCAUGGAUACACAAUAAAGCAGAGUGGUCGCCGUACACUGUUGUCCCAUUCAGAUCCGAUUUCCAUCACUGAAUUUCUGGAGUCCAGGUCGUACCGUACUGGUGGUAUUGUGGAGUCGGUUGUCAAUGUGCAAGGAGUCCACAAGACUAUUAUUGAGGACUUUACCGAGGACGAAAAUUCUGAUGUUGAGUAUGGCAGUUACGGGUCUCGUUCCAACAAGCGGUCCAACACAGGAAGCGAGGAGACUCAGCGUCUCAUAAAUUUUUAA